Molecule: messenger RNA, 1620 nt
Organism: Penaeus chinensis
Lineage: Eukaryota; Metazoa; Arthropoda; Malacostraca; Decapoda; Penaeidae
Product: hydroxysteroid dehydrogenase-like protein 1
Exons: 7
Coding region: 251-1228 (325 amino acids)
Cellular component (GO): endoplasmic reticulum
Molecular function (GO): oxidoreductase activity
Source: RefSeq, a predicted model, not a curated record
CCUUGAAAAGAUCGUUUAGCUGAUUGUGUGAUUUCACAAUACAUGUAUAUAACUUGUAAUUGAUGCAGAUUUCCUAUGCAUUAGUUGUCUAAAAAAAAAAGAGAAAGAAAAACAUAAUAUCACAAAUUUUAUAGUUAAACUGCCACAUGUGGGUUCGUUCAAGGCUGCCUUUCUUACCAUGCAUACUUAGAACGCAGACCUACUCGAGUCUCAUCUCUUCAUAGCGACAGGCACAGCACGGAGAGGAAACAUGGAUUUGGAGGAUUUCCAGUUAUUCCCGCAUCGAAACGCCUUACGAAAUACUUUUGCACUUAUAGGCCUUCUUCAUGUUCUGAAAUUCCUCGCAGCUACGGCAUGGAACUUGGCAGUGGGUCUGAGAGCUCAUGUGUGGUCCAAACUCCGUAACAAGAAUUUCGUUGAGACUUACGGGAAAUGGGCAGUCGUCACAGGAAGUUCAGACGGCAUCGGGAAGGGCUAUGCAUAUGAACUCGCUAAGAAAGGGAUGAACCUGCUCUUGAUAUCUCGCACGAUGGAAAAGUUGCAGAAAAUCAAAGAAGAGAUCGAUAAAGAGUUCGGAGUAGAGGUAGAGAUAAUGCAAGCAGAUUUCAGCCACGGAAAGCAGGUGUAUGACGAGAUCGAGGAACGCGUCAAAGGGAAGGAGAUCGGCCUUUUAGUGAACAACGUCGCCGUCGUAUUACCACAUCCCAUGAACUUCUGCGAAGUCAGCGACCACCAGCUUUGGAGUCACGUCAAUGUCAAUGUUGCAUCUCCCUUGGCAAUGACGAGAAUGAUCCUGCCAGGGAUGCUCGAGCGCGACCAAGGAGCCAUCGUCAACAUCGCUUCUAUCUACGGCCGCUACCCCGUUCCGAUGGUCCAGAUGUACUCCGCCUCCAAGGCCUUUGUAGACUUCUUCUCUGAGGCCUUAGGUUCAGAAUACGAAAAUUCUGGCGUGACUUUUCAGACCGUUACCCCUGCCUAUGUCUCGACCAACAUGACGAGCUUUUCCGAGAAGAUUCACAAACCAAGAUUCUUCGUGCCUACAGCCUCCAACUUCGCUGCUCAUGCGGUGGAUACCAUAGGAUACACCGCUUAUACGACAGGCUAUUGGACCCAUGGCAUUCAGGCUUGGAUAAUGGAUAAUUUCCUUUCACGAUGGAUCUGGAUGAAGAUUCUGAAGAAGAACUGCGAGUAUUUACUGAAGGAUUCAAAGAAGACCAAAGAUGAAUGAAUACAUGGCGGAGGAUCAGCAGAAGUGGAUGACAGGAAAAUAACAUUUGGUGGAAAAUGUGUGAUAGAGCCCAGCUGAGUUUCUGGAUGAAAGGGAUGAAAAUCUGUACAAGUAAACAGACAGCGAUCUUUACUUAUAAUAAAUAAAUAAAUUAAUAAAUCAAUAAAUGAACAGAUUAGAAAUGAAAAAAAAGAUAAUUAAUUAAUAUGUAUAUAUACACAUUUUUUUCUGGUUUUGUAUGUUAUUCAUUUUCAAUAUAGUCGCCUUCCUUAGCAAUACCGCUAAUGACCUUAGCUGUUGACGCGGCAGAUAAUUUUAAAUCCUUAGCAAUACGCAACCUAUGCUUCUGUUUUUAACACUGAUUAAAACAAAUAAAAUACACUUUGAGCCGU